Macadamia integrifolia is the source of this 2538-nucleotide messenger RNA. RefSeq lists its product as uncharacterized. NCBI's taxonomy places the organism in Eukaryota, Viridiplantae, Streptophyta, Magnoliopsida, Proteales, Proteaceae. Bases 122 to 2209 code for a protein of 695 amino acids. The transcript is spliced from 11 exons. The record is from RefSeq and is a predicted model, not a curated record.
CGGGUAUCGGUCAAUGCGAGCGAAAAGGUGGAAUCACGACCCUGUCUCUGUCUCUCUCUCUCUCAGCUAACGUUUCCGACCGAUCAAAACUCAUAAGCAACAAGAAAGCGGGUGGGAGGAUAUGGAAGAACAUCAACUGCAACAGAGCAACAAAGAUGAUGAUGAGGAGGAGUUCUAUGAGAAGAUUGAAGCGCCUAAGUAUGUGGACUUCACUGUUCCCGAUCUACCUCUUCCCGACGAUCGUUCCUGGUUUUGUUUGCGUGUUGGAUGCAACCAAAAGCAUGAAGAAGAAGACAUGGAUCCUGACGUUCUAUAUAAAAGUUUUGUUCUUCGGGUAUUGGCAGCAAGGAGCCCCAACUUAAAACUUCAUAAGGAAUUAAGUAGACAAGCUCCACGGGAAAAUACUAAAUACCCCCAAUCAGCCCCUGCAAAAUCUUCCAAGAAUAGAAUAUCAAGAUUGACUGCAAUUGCAUUGGCUUCUCAAAAGAUGGGUGACAAAAAAUUGAAACUUCAUCCUAUAUCUAGGCUUAAAUCAGCCUCAAAUAUGAAGGCUACGCAAUCUUCUGUUAAUGCAAAGGCUUUGACAACUCCUAGGUAUAAAAAAUGCCUCCAAGGUUCAGAUCCCUUUCGUAGUGCUCAGAACCCAAAAACAACUGUUUCAUUGACAAAGAAUAGAGUGGUCUCAAAGGCCCUGAUAUUCCACACUCCAAAGAAAAGUGAAAAGGUGAAAAAUUCGUUAACAGAAUUGCGUGCACAGAUGAAGAAGCUUGAUAUAACCAGUCAAAAAAAGCAGGGGCGUUCGCGCAUUGUAUCAUCAAGGUACAAUACUUGCAAUACUAAAAGCAAAGGUGAGGUUUCAUUUGUUUCUUAUGGUUCCAAGGAUGGCAAGGCUGUAAAAUCUUCAAAAUGUCUGAAGACCAAAAACAAAGCCAAUUUACCGAGAUGUAAUCAAUCCAUGCCUCAAGAACGUAUUGAUUCUGAUUACAUUAGUGGUAUGGAGAUAGAUGGAAAAUCAAGGGAUGGCUCCUCAGAAGUUUGUUCUGUAUCAGGUAGUUCCGGAAAUAUUGAAGAACCUGGUCAUGUUAAGCUCCUCAUCAUUGCUAAGACCUCAGAAAAUUUAGGUGCAACUCCUACUCAAGAUGAAACAACUCCAAUUGGGGAGAAUUCAUUAGCAAGUUCAAGCAAUGUAACGGCCUUGCUUUCCAAUUUGGAGGAGACUUUGAAAGAGAAAUGUCCCGAAAUUCAAACUUCAAAAGCGGGAAAUUCAAGCCUUGGGAAAAGGGAGCAUGAUGAGGAUGUAGGAUUGAACUAUGAGGACAGGAAAGAUUCAGAAUGUGAUACUCCCAAAAGCCAAAAUCCCAACGGAGCAGGAGUUGAGAAUUCCACCAUGGAAAGUGAUGAUAAAGAAAAUGCUUCAGUGUCUUGUGAUAACAGAGAGAUUAAAGUUGAUAUUGACCACUCUAAACUGAAGAUCCUAAGCAAGCAUGAGGCUCAUGACAAGUCUCAGAAGCUCAUAAGGGAUUGCUCUGCUUCUGCUGCUAUUGCUGCCCAAAAGAACAAUAAAACAAAGUCAACAAAUCCUAAACCUUUCCGAUUAAGGACUGAUGAAAGGGGCAUUCUUAAGGAGGCAAACCUGGAUAGAAGGUUGCAUCUUCUUGAUCCUUUCAAAGAAAAUGCGGAAGUUAAAUGGCUACCUACUGGAAGCUUGCAUAAAAGGCAUAUAACGCAGACUCGACAAACUGAUAGGUCCCAUGGAGGCAACCAAACUGGUUUAGAAAAAAGAGUUCAAAAGCUGAAAGAUGCGUACCUUAAAACAUCAAAAUGUGCAACAGAGACAAAUGUGGUGUCAACUAUUCGACAACGACAGAAGCUUAUGACGACUCAGCUGGAAGGUGCUAAGGAGGAAAUAUGUCGAAAAGCAGAGAGCAGCUCAAAAAAGACUAAAUCACAUUUUUUGCGGCCUCAAAGAAUGGCUCCAGCAAGCAAGGCAACAGUUCCAGAAGAAACUGCAUCAGCAAUCUCACAACCCAAGGAAUUAGUAGAGCCAAUUCUGUACAAUGGCACCCCAAACACUAUCAGUAAAGCAGCAGCUAUAAGGUCAGGAUUAAUGGUCAAAAGACCUGCAAAAAUUCCAAAGGAACCGAACUUUCACAGUGUUCAUGUACCAAAGAGUUGCACAAAGAAGCUGCCCAACGCAAUCGCUUCAUGAUUUUUUUUUUUAUUAUCUUUUGCUCCUUCUGUAAUUUAUAUUUUAUGUUGUUCAAUUAUUUCAUUGAAUUCUCUUUGUUUUGUUUCCAAAAAGCAAGCAGUGUGGAAACAAAUUCUAGUGUCAUUGUGUGUGCUCGAUUGAUCAUAAGGAAUCCACAUCUAGUCAUUGGUUCAAGUAUCUAGGAUCAAAGUCUAGUGUCUAGAUUUAGAAUGACUGUGUUUGUAUUUCCAGCAGAUUUUAUCAGUCCUAUCCAGGUGUGGUGUAUGAACAAAAUUUGAUGUUCAGGUUCUCAAUAGAAGGGGGGCUAUGCUAGUUUUGCUUGGCAAAAA